This is a messenger RNA of Lachancea thermotolerans CBS 6340, 180 nucleotides long. It is a transcript of the gene NOP10, whose product is annotated as snoRNP complex protein NOP10. The coding region runs from base 1 to 180 and encodes 59 amino acids. The transcript has a single exon. Gene Ontology annotation, biological process: rRNA pseudouridine synthesis; positive regulation of telomerase RNA localization to Cajal body; ribosome biogenesis. Gene Ontology annotation, cellular component: box H/ACA snoRNP complex; box H/ACA telomerase RNP complex. Gene Ontology annotation, molecular function: box H/ACA snoRNA binding; telomerase RNA binding. The record is from RefSeq and is a predicted model, not a curated record. Lineage: Eukaryota; Fungi; Ascomycota; Saccharomycetes; Saccharomycetales; Saccharomycetaceae.
AUGCAUUUGAUGUACACUUUGGGCCCUGACGGCAAGCGUAUCUACACCUUGAAGAAGACCACUGAGGAUGGCGAGAUCACCAAGUCUGCGCACCCAGCAAGAUUUUCUCCAGACGACAAGUACUCCAGACAGAGAGUAACACUCAAGAAGAGAUACAACAUGAUUCCAGGCCAGGAAUAA